Botrytis cinerea B05.10 is the source of this 3695-nucleotide messenger RNA. It is a transcript of the gene Bccho2, whose product is annotated as Bccho2. The record is from RefSeq and is a predicted model, not a curated record. Gene Ontology annotation, biological process: phosphatidylcholine biosynthetic process. NCBI's taxonomy places the organism in Eukaryota, Fungi, Ascomycota, Leotiomycetes, Helotiales, Sclerotiniaceae. The coding region runs from base 479 to 3442 and encodes 987 amino acids. Gene Ontology annotation, molecular function: phosphatidylethanolamine N-methyltransferase activity. The transcript is spliced from 3 exons.
GACUGCCGAGUAGCGACUAGCUACUUCUUCACCAUUCUCGUGAUUGAUCAAUAUGACAAACAAAAAUCCAUAUUCAUAUCUAAACUGGUCCCGGAUAUCCCAUUUACCAGCAAGAAUCCAAUGUAAAACAGCCGUGUUCUUGGUGGUGAGCAAUAUCAUUCGUCAGAAUUACCUCCACUCUGAUCGUUUCGGAGCGACGCGAGGUGCAACUUAAUGAAGGAACCCCAUUGAAUUGAAAUCCAACAACCUUGAUCUCGCAGAAAAGGACAGCAUCAGCAAACGGUUCAACCCACUUCUAUAAAUUCAACAUUUAGACAUAUCUGUAUGGUUAACAUAAAUACAUGUUAACCUCCACUGCCCUUGCACUCUUUAUCCCAACGUGUUGUUUCAUUGGAAACGCCCAGAACUCCUCGAUUGAACGAUCCAAAGCCUCAACGACAUUGUAUUGCCGUUUUCAACACGGCAGAGUCCAUUCGACAUGAGCACUUCUUCGAUGAAGUCCCAAGAUUCGAAUGGCUUACGGGAACGAAUCAACAAUGGUUCCGCCACAAAUGACGAUAACAUGACAGCCCGUUGCGGUUCCGAGCCACCGUCCGAAGACUUUGAACUUGACAAAGACAAGAAGACCUUUGGCAGAACGCCCGACGGUACCAUAUUUACAGUACCCCAGACUCAUGAUAUGGUUUCUCAACUGCUCGAUCCUCGACAACCCAAGAAUCUCUCUGAUUUAAUCGUAUUGGUCAUACUUGCCCUUCAUAUAUUCGCGCUCUACGCGCUGCCUAGCUCAUUGAAGAGACCAGUAUUCGCAGUUAUCUUCCUUUUCUGGCGAGGAUGCUACAAUGUUGGCAUUGGAUAUCUCCUUCACAUCCAAUCGCACCACAAAAGAAUAGUAGCAUGGGCAAAGAAAUGGAACCUAUUUGAAAAUCCAGUUACUGGCAAAAAUCCUCGACCAUGGUUAUACCAAUUGAUCAAGACUGAACUAGAGACUAAAAUACCAGAAGAUUACAAAUUUGAGCAAGCUCCCAUUGAGUAUAAUACAUGGCUAGUCUUUCGAAGGGUGGUGGAUCUCAUUUUGAUGUGUGAUUUCACAUCAUACUGUCUCUUUGCGAUUGCUUGUGGAGGCGCACCAUCUGAUGAAGGUCUAGUCAUGUCAACACUCCGAUGGGGUGCCGGAAUCAUACUCGUUCUGUUUAACUUAUGGGUUAAGCUUGACGCGCACCGAGUCGUAAAAGAUUAUGCAUGGUACUGGGGUGACUUCUUUUACCUAAUCGAUCAAGAAUUGACAUUUGAUGGUGUUUUCGAAAUGGCACCUCAUCCAAUGUAUUCUGUUGGAUAUGCUGGUUAUUAUGGAAUCUCAAUGAUGGCUGCAAGCUAUAGCGUGCUAGCAAUUUCGAUCGUUGCACACAUGGCUCAAUUCGCAUUUCUACUCGUUGUGGAGAAUCCUCACAUCGACAAAACAUACAAUCCGCCCCCUCCCAGAAAGCACCAAGAUAAUCCAACCCCAAGCGACAUCGAUCAUGCAAAUGCACUAGCAUCAAGUAAAGAGGGUCUUGAAUAUAGUUUAGAUUCAUCACCCACUCAAACACCGCCACUAAAUACUACUCAACCAUUAGCGGUCCAUAACCUCAUGGGACUGGGCAACAUUGAUCUUUUCCGGAUUACAGAUGUUUCCAUUCUCCUACUGCUAGGUUACGUCUUUCUCAUUACUGCUCUCACUCCAUCGACUCCCGUUUAUCAGGCACUUUUUGUGAUAAAUGCUAUGUUUUGGCGUUUGUGGUACUCGGUGGGCCUCGGAAUAAUUCUCGAUAGACAAUCGAGCAAAAAGAUGUGGACACGACAUUUCGUUAAGUAUGGUGAUAGCACAGAAGAAGCUUGGAGACAAUGGAAAGGAAUGUACCACUUAAGCAUGACAAUGUGCUACGCAAGUUUCAUUGCCGCAACCUGGAAAAUGUACUCCAUCCCAUCUGAUUGGGCUUAUGGGCUUGUUUUGUUGCGACACGUGCUGGGUGCUGGUUUAGUUUCACUCCAGCUCUGGACGGCUAUCAGCAUUUACGAGUCUUUGGGUGAAUUUGGAUGGUUCUUUGGAGACUUUUUCUUUGACCACGCUCCCAAACUCACGUACAGCGGUAUUUAUCGAUACCUCAAUAAUCCAGAACGUAUAAUCGGGCUAGCUGGUAUCUGGGGAGCAGUCUUCAUCACAGGAAGCCGAGCUAUCUUUUGCUUGGCGCUUCUCAGUCAUACACUUACUCUUGCGUUCCUUCAAUUUGUCGAAAAGCCUCACAUGCAGAAGUUGUAUGGACGAAAUCUUCGAUCAGAAGCUGGUCUAUCAAAAAGCAUCAAGAGAUCUUUACCACCUCAAAUCAAAAAAUGGCACGGCAAUGUUGAUAGAGUUUUAGAAGAAACGGGUCAUUUUGUCGAAGAAUUUUUGGAUGCCGCUCGACCAAAACUUGCGGCGGGUGUCUCAACCAUCUUCAGAGACACCUCUGCACUCUUUAGUCAAUAUCCUGCUCGUCUGACAUUGACAAGAAUUGCACCAGAUUUGGCCGGUUAUGAUCCCAGAGAUUACUCUGUUACGAUCGAGGGUACAUCGUCUGACUCGGCCCUGCACAAGCGCACAACUUCUAAAGAAGGAAUCACCGCCCGCAUUCCACAAGAACGAAUGGACGGGUUCAAACCGCUCGUUUUCGAAUAUGGUGCACCAAUAAAAGUGAAAUGGACAGCCCCAACAAAACACAGUAAAGCUGAUUGGAUAGGUAUGUAUAUGGUAGCUGACAAUGCAUCACGAGAAGUAACUCGGAUUCCUUCAGCGGGCCGCUGGGUUGCCACGGUUCCUAAUGAGUACGAGUCCAGUCCAGCAGAUCAAGGUAUUCUCGUUUCAAAUAGGUUCGUUUCGGGCUCAAAACGUAUAGAUGGCUCAACUCAAGAUUACGUGGAAGGAGAAAUGAUUUUUGAGGGCGAUAAACUCUUCUGGACCCAGGGAGUCUUCGAAUUCCGCUACCACCACGAUGGUAAACACAAUGUUAUGGCCAUCUCUCUCCCGUUCGAAAUCCGCAUUCCCCGUUUCGACGACGAAAACUCAAACGUGAACAUUACACUUGAUUCUGACAACUCUCAAUCCCAAUCUCUCAUCCGCAGUGCAGUCGAGCAAGCUUUACUACCUGUAGUUCGCAAUUGCUUCGAUCGAGACCCAGAUAUUGCACCUAAUUCUGUAGAUGAAAGUUUUGGGGUAUUAGUAGCAAGAGAUGGAAAAUACCCUAGACGCGUAGUCCAUGCUGUUCAUUUUAUGUUUGGUAUUGAGUUUGCGCCUGAGGUGGUCAGAGCGGAUGGAAAUGUGAGGAAUCUGGCCUGGAGAAUUUGUAAUGCGAAGCAGGUAUUGGCACCAUAUAGCAUGUCGCAUUCCAAGGGGACAAAUACACCUGAUGUUGACGGGGAAAAGGCUUAGGCGGUCAGUUGUAGAGUAUGUGGAGGAGGUGGGUGGAAGGAAACAUGCCAGUGGAUGAUUAUAUGAGAAUGAGAUUUACAUGAUAGAUUUCUAUGAAGAUGGCACGAUGAACGAGAUGGGAUGAAAUGUGUGGGUAAUGGUUAUUGUAAAGAUACCCUGUAUUGGCUUGGUUGAUUUGAAGUCACGAGCAUUAUGUUACAAAAUCAAAAAGAAUAUGGUUUAAAGACGAGAUUUAAAGGUUUUAUUUUGCGCA